AUGAGGAGAGCUUAUGAAGUGUUUACGACCAGCUUCUCUCACUUAUUUGAUCCCGAUGACUUCGGCCUGGGCCUAGGGGGGUCUCUAAACGUCAAUGACUUCAUUGCACACGGCGAUGUUCUGGUGGAAGUGAACAAAAUAUGGAAAUGGGCUGGAAGGUCUGCAUCAACAUACGAUUCGAAUCUUCCUGACGAUAAACAGUACCUGCAUAGUGAACGCGUUGUGUGUUUAAAGGGAAUAAAAUCGGAGACCACGACCCAUGAUUCCUGGGAGGUGGCUGGCACUUCUGAGGACAAGGGUGAAUAUCCUAAUAACCUAUACGAAGAUGAUCCAGCUAGUUUGGAUGAGACUUCCUACAGGAAAUAUGACAUGAGUGUAACAUAUGAUCGCUAUAAUGAAACGCCAAGACUGUGGCUGAGGGGAUACAACCAGUUCGGGCUUCCUUUAACCAAGGAUGAGAUGCUGGAAGACGUUCCAGAGGCUUACGUUGGAAAAUCAGUAACUGUGGAAAAACAUCCCUUCACGGGGUACCUUACUUUAACAGUUCACCCUUGUAACCAGAAGGAGAUUGUGAAUACCGAGAAGGAGAACUUCAGAACGAAUAAAAUACGACAGCUGCAGGAUUUGAACCUACGCGGGCAGAGCCCAACAGAUUUCUAG
Molecule: messenger RNA, 660 nt
Organism: Theileria orientalis strain Shintoku
Lineage: Eukaryota; Apicomplexa; Aconoidasida; Piroplasmida; Theileriidae
Exons: 6
Coding region: 1-660 (219 amino acids)
Biological process (GO): autophagy of mitochondrion; autophagosome assembly; nucleophagy
Cellular component (GO): cytosol; cytoplasmic ubiquitin ligase complex
Molecular function (GO): Atg8-family ligase activity
Source: RefSeq, a predicted model, not a curated record